Messenger RNA from Pollicipes pollicipes, 1038 nucleotides. RefSeq lists its product as uncharacterized. The transcript is spliced from 2 exons. The coding region runs from base 26 to 520 and encodes 164 amino acids. The record is from RefSeq and is a predicted model, not a curated record. Lineage: Eukaryota; Metazoa; Arthropoda; Thecostraca; Pollicipedomorpha; Pollicipedidae.
AGUCAGGGCGUCCAGUGAGGUGGUCAUGCCGUACAAGGCGCUGACCCAGCUGACGGCAGAGCCCCUGACGCUGGGCAAGUGUGUGGUGGAGGUGUCCGGGAAGAACGUUUCGGAGAAGAAUGACAGUGACGUCACCACGACGAAGGCGCCGUUCAACUUCUCACAGGGCGCCGCAAUGCUGAGCACGAACCGUUUACGCGUCGCAUCCACGGGCUCGGUACUGGGCCUGCUGCUGCUGCUGGCCCUGUUCGUCUACUGCAUGUGCCUACGCACGGCGCCCAGCGCCUGGGAAUCGGAGAGUUCGUGGUCGGAGAGCCCUAAGAGCUGGACGACCAGCAGCACCAGCAGCUGGACCAGCACGCCUGUCUCCAGCGACGACCUCUACAGCUCUGAGAGCUUCGACUUCGAGCGCGACGCGCACCUCGUGGGCGACAGGAAAACGCUCGAAUACAUGCGCGGCGUGCAGGAGGCGGCAGCGCGGCGGCGGCGCGCGGCGCGCCCCGAAUCGCCAGUCGACUGAGCGGUGUGGACCGGCGGAGAUGCGGUCUGGGAAGACGCGGUCCGGGGAGACGUGGUCCGGGUGAAUGCUAUUCGAGGAAGCUCAGUCCGGGAAGAUGUGGUGUGGGGAGAUGUAGUCCGAGAAUAUGCGGCCCGGUGAGAUGUGAUCCGUGGAAGUGUGGGUUGGGGAAACGUGGCCUGGGUAGAUGUGGUCUGAGGCUGUAUAAUCCUGACAGAUGUGGUCCGGGGAUGUAGUCAGUGGAGAUGUAGUCCGUGAAGAUGUGAUUUGGGGGGAUGUGGUACGGGGAUGUGAUCUGGACCAGAUAUUUUCCGGGGAGGCGUAGUCCGGGGAGGUUUAGCAUAAGGAGACGCGGUCUAGACGAGACGUGGUACGGAGGGACGCUGUCUGGAGACGUGGUACAAAGGAGCCUUGCCCGGAGACGUGGUACGGAGGUACGUUGUCUAGAAAUGUGGCAUAGAGGGACCCCAUCCAGAGACGUGGUACAGAUGGCCGUUCUCCGGAGAGCAAUGGUCCUGAGG